Molecule: messenger RNA, 1119 nt
Organism: Angiostrongylus costaricensis
Lineage: Eukaryota; Metazoa; Nematoda; Chromadorea; Rhabditida; Metastrongylidae
Source: the annotation of a GenBank genome assembly
AUGGUCAGGCAUGAGCGAUUGAAAUGGUUGCAGAGUGUGCUCAUCAAUCACAGCAUACCACAUAACAUAACUAUACAGGACGUUCAGCAGCUGAUUUUGGAUCGAGAGCACAAACCUAGGCGGGUGUUUACGAACUUCUCGAGACGACUCCACGACGAAGGAGGGAAUCGAGCACAGUACGAGCUAGGUGAAUACCACUCGUACGACCACAUUGUCUCAUGGUUGGAGGAGAUUCAACGUUUCUAUCCUGAAAAAGCGCGCGUGAUCAACAUUGGUACAACUGAAGAAGGUCGAAGUAUCAAAGGAAUAAAGAUCGGAACUGAUGUACACCGGACGGACAAACGGGUGGUCUGGAUUGACGGAGGCAUCCAUGCACGAGAAUGGGCUGCUGUGCACACCGUUAUCUACAUCAUUGAUAGGCUGAUUGCCGAUUAUGAGACCGAUCCUCUAGUGCGUCGAGCUGUGGAGCAGCUUAAUUUCUAUCUUUUCCCAGUGCUGAAUCCUGACGGUUACGAGUACUCACGUAGUGGAAUCACACCAGUGAUUCGACUGUGGAGAAAAAAUCGUUCAUCGAUGCUAUGCAAAAAGGACUACUGGUUUCGUGAGCGAUGUUGUGGCGGAGUGGAUCUGAAUAGAAAUUUUGACUGGUUUUGGGGAGAGAUUGGGUCAAGCUCCGAUCGAUGUUCUGAGAUUUACCACGGAAAAGCAGUUUUCAGCGAGGCUGAAAGCAGAGCUGUGCGAGAUGCGAUGUUAUCCGCAGAGCUGCGCGGUAAGGUGGACGCGUUCCUCACGCUGCACACCUACUCGCAGAUGUGGAUUCACCCCUUCAGUCAUCAGCGGAAAACCGUGCCCGAGGAUAUCUCGGACAUUCGAGUGGGUAGAAAAGCCCUUAGCGCACUCGAGAGCCUUUAUGGCACGAAGUACCGAUUUGGGACAGGAGCGGAUAUUUUGUACCCGUCAUCUGGUGGCUCUGACGACUGGGCGAAAGGAAAACUAGGUGCUAAAUAUGUUUAUCUGAUGGAACUACGUCCAGGAGAAGAAGGUCAGACUGAUAGCGAAACAUUAUUUAACCCUAACUUUAAUCUUAUGCACUUUAUCUUUGUCGAUAAAAGCGUAUAA